AGAGCGGAAGCGGCGGCAGGAGGAGGCGGGCUGAGGGUGCUCGGCACCGGGAGGAGGAGGAGGAUGGCGGCGGGGAUGGUAGCGGCGCGCUAGCAGGAGGCGGCGCGGACACGCUUGAAUGUGGUCUCCGGUCCCUGAAUGACCCGGCCCCGAGAUCUAAUAAUACAAUGUCAACUGGAAGGGUACGAACAAAAAAAAAGGCAUGUUCUGCCGACCAGUCUCCAGACAACCUUCCUCUGAGGAGUUCUGGAAGACAGGUGAAGAAGAAAGCGGCUGAAGCAGCAGAUGAUGAUGAUGAAGCAUCGGAGAAGAAAUACAGAAAGUGUGAAAAAGCUGGAUGCACUGCAACAUGUCCUGUUUGCUUUGCAAGUGCAGCUGAAAGAUGUGCUAAAAAUGGAUAUACAUCUAGAUGGUAUCAUCUUUCCUGUGGGGAACACUUCUGCAAUGAAUGUUUUGACCACUAUUACCGAAGCCAUAAAGAUGGUUAUGAGAAAUACACUGCCUGGAAAAGGAUUUGGACAAGUAAUGGUAAAAGUGAGCCCAGUCCAAAAGCCUUCAUGGCUGAUCAACAGCUUCCAUACUGGGUGCAGUGCACAAAGUCAGACUGUGGUAAAUGGCGUCAGCUGACAAAGGAAAUCCAGCUGACACCACAAAUAGCAAAAACCUACAGAUGUGGUAUGAAACUGAACAAUUCCACCAAGGGUGAGGGCUCAGACCAGUGUUCCAUGCCUGAGGACUUGAGAGUGGCUGAAGUUUCAGACCAUUGGUGGUACUCCAUGCUCAUACUCCCUCCCUUGCUGAAAGACAGUGUGGCAGCUCCCUUUCUAGCUGCAUAUUAUCCCGACUGCGUGGGCAUGAGUCCAUCCUGUACCAGCACCAAUCGGUUACCUGGUGAAUCCAACAUUGUGAAGUUAGAGCACUUAAAGAGCGUGCCUAAUUUGACUGUUGCAGGCAUGAACAAGUAUUUCCAGCCUUUUUACCAGCCCAAUGAAUGUGGGAAAGCACUUUGUGUGAGGCCAGAUGUUAUGGAAUUGGAUGAGCUCUAUGAGUUCCCAGAAUAUUCACGAGACCCCACCAUGUACUUGGCUUUGAGAAACCUGAUUUUGGCUCUGUGGUAUACAAACUGUAAGGAGGCUCUUACCCCUCAAAAAUGUAUCCAUCACAUCAUUGUUCGGGGGCUUGUGCGUAUUCGCUGUGUACAUGAAAUGGAGAGGAUACUUUAUUUUAUGACAAGGAAAGGGCUAAUUAAUACAGGGAUUUUGUCAGUCAGUCCCGACCAGUAUCUUCUUCCUAAAGAAUACCACAACAAAUCUGUCAUUAUUGUUGGGGCUGGUGCAGCAGGAUUAGCAGCAGCCCGGCAGCUGCACAACUUUGGAAUUAAGGUCAUUAUCCUGGAAGCUAAAGACCGAAUUGGUGGCCGAGUGUGGGAUGACAAGACAUUCAAAGGAGUCACUGUUGGAAGAGGUGCACAAAUCGUCAAUGGAUGUGUCAACAACCCAAUGGCACUAAUGUGUGAGCAACUUGGCAUUAAAAUGCACAAACUAGGGGAGAAAUGUGACUUGAUCCAAGAAGGUGGAAGAAUAACAGAUCCCACCAUUGAUAAACGUAUGGACUUUCAUUUCAAUGCCAUCCUAGAUGUCGUCUCUGAGUGGAGAAAAGAUAAAACUCAACAUCAAGAUGUUCCUCUUGGUGAAAAGAUACAAGAGAUCUAUAAAGCCUUUAUUCAGGAGUCUGGUAUCCAGUUCAGUGAGCUUGAAGAAAAAGUAUUGCAGUUCCAUCUCAGUAAUUUGGAGUAUGCCUGUGGCAGCAACCUCUCUCAGGUAUCUGCACGCUCAUGGGACCACAAUGAAUUUUUUGCACAGUUUGCUGGAGAUCACACUCUUCUAACUGUGGGAUAUUCUACUGUGAUUGAUAAAUUGGCAGAAGGGCUGGACAUCCGGCUGAAUCUCCCAGUACAGACUAUUGACUAUUCUGGUGAGGAAGUACAGGUGACUACUGCAGAUGGAACAGUGUGGACAACACAAAAGGUAUUGGUGACUGUACCACUGGCCCUUCUUCAGAAAAACGCCAUUCAGUUUAAUCCUCCACUGUCAGAAAAAAAAAUUAAAGCCAUUAAUAGUUUAGGAGCAGGAGUCAUUGAGAAGAUUGCCUUGCAGUUUCCCUACAGAUUCUGGGACAGUAAAAUUCAAGGAGCUGAUUUUUUUGGUCAUGUUCCACCCAAUUCCAGCCAGCGUGGGCUCUUCAGCGUUUUCUAUGACAUGGAUCCAGAGGGGAAAGAAAGCAUUUUAAUGUCAGUGGUCACUGGAGAUGCUGUGGCAAACAUUAAGAAUUUAGAUGAUAAACAAGUACUACAACAGUGUAUGACUGUACUUCGAGAGCUGUUUAAGGAGCAGGAGGUUCCUGACCCAGUGAAGUUUUUUGUUACUCAGUGGAGCAAAGACCCUUGGCUCCAGAUGGCAUAUAGCUUUGUGAAAACAGGGGGCAGCGGUGAAGCUUACGACAUUAUAGCUGAAGACAUACAAGGAAAAAUAUUUUUUGCUGGCGAGGCCACAAAUAGGCACUUUCCUCAGACCGUCACAGGAGCUUACCUGAGUGGAGUUCGAGAAGCGAGCAAAAUAGCAGCAUUUUAAGUACUGAAAUUUUGUGUUUAUAGAUAUAUUUUUACUUGUUUUCUGUGGGUAGAACUAUCUUCAAGUUUCCUAUUGCUGCCUUUUCCCUAAGUGGUACUUAAAUAGUGUAUGGUACCUGAAGAUAAAAUCUUCAUCUUCCUUUUCCUCUUUCUCCCUAGCCCUCUCACUUCCCCUCCUUCUAAGCCCUGAUAUUAAUAGGGAUUCUAAGGUAUUACUGGCAAGAGUGACACUGGAAUCCCUAGCCACAACUUAACUAAUGGAACUUUUAUUAAGCGUCCUCUUCUGUACAGCUUGAGUCAUGCUAUUAUGAACCUUCAUUUCAGAAGGUCAGAUUAAAACCAAGUUAAUAUACAACAUUAAAAAUGCUAGCAGUUAGUAGUCAUAAGACUUUUCUGCUAACUGUGCUUCUCAGGUUGAUUAUGCUCAUAGGGGUUCCAGUUUCCUCCCCAAAGCCUGAAGAACCUAGACAAAUUCUAGAAUUAUUGUAGGAAGGAACUCAACUUUUUCCACUUGGAAUCAAUAACCUUUUCUAUAAUAUUUUUCAUAUUCUUAGCCUCCAAAAAGUGGGCUUUGGAGUAUCAAGUUUGUUCCUUUAAAUCAGAUGGCUGGAACAGUUUACAGUGCAAUCAUACAAAGGUUAUUGUAGCUAAUAGAACUCGAAAAAUUAACAUUUACUUUACAGAAAUUUAAAGUAUUCUUUCUGCUACUUAUUCAGAUAAAUU
Pezoporus flaviventris is the source of this 3352-nucleotide messenger RNA. RefSeq names its product lysine demethylase 1B (gene KDM1B). The record is from RefSeq and is a predicted model, not a curated record. The coding region runs from base 168 to 2630 and encodes 820 amino acids. The transcript is spliced from 22 exons. Lineage: Eukaryota; Metazoa; Chordata; Aves; Psittaciformes; Psittacidae. Gene Ontology annotation, molecular function: zinc ion binding; oxidoreductase activity; protein binding.